ACUUUGUAGUUCGUAGAUGAGCAUGGACUAUUGGGUAAUAUGGACUAUAUGAAGUGUCGAGGUUACCCUUAUCCUUUGUCGUCCUCGUCGUCGUCUUCUAUCCAACCAAAGCUACCGACCUGAAAACCAUGUUCUCGAAACUCUCCAUUUCGUCUUUUGGAUCACUUUUCAAUGUUUCUCCCUUUCACCGCCCUCCUUCCUUUCUUCAUCCUGUGUAUCGAGAUAACGACAAUAUGGGAGAAGAGUCUGUGGCAUUGAUGGGUUCCCCAUCACCUACAUUUGGGUUUCCUUCAAGCCUUCAAAUGUUCAUAUGGGUUUUCAUAAUUAUUACAAUUGAAGUAUUGAAUUCCAUUCGAUUCGAUUGAUAUGUUUUUGAAUUAGUUGCAGAAUUUUUUCUUGGUAAUGAUUACAGAGUUCAAAUUUACUUCAUUUUAAUGAAAAUUUUCUCAAUCUCAUAAAACAUGGACAUCUGAGCAGAUACAGUCUUUCAAUUCUCCAAAACCCUAGAACAGAGUACAAUACAAUAUAAAAGGUGAUCCAGAGCUAGAAGCAAACUACAAAGUCUAGAAAGAGCGGCAAAACCUACCAGUCUUCAUCAGUCAAACCUACCAGUCUCUUUCCUUCUCAUUAAUCAUUAUCAUAUUACAUUAUACGAUUGUAUUACAUGGAGAAUGGAUUGGAACAGACUCCUUUUUUAUCUUCUUUCUUUGAGUAACCAUCUUCUUCUUUUUCAUCCAGUUCCUUUUCGUUCCUCCAGUCUAAUACCCUUCUCCUCUGAUCUCCGAUCUUUGGGUCUCGAUCGCCAGCACUCGUCGAUCCAUUCACAUGGCUAGAACGGGCAACAAACAGAUAAAUGCAAAGCUGGGUGAUCCUGGGAGAUUAUGUUAUUUUCUGAUAAGUUUACUCGUUCUUCGAUUCUCCAGAUAUCAUUUUCGCCUUCUACCCAUUGCACAUCAUGGAUUACCAACUGGGUUAUUGUUUGGUAUCAUGAAAUACAUUAUCAUUAUCCAAGAUUUAUACAAGAUUUGGGUUCUUCUUGGAGAUAUGGGAACAGGAAAAACCAGUUUGGUGUUGAGAUUUGUCAAAGGCCAAUUUUUUGAUUUCCAGCUGCUGCAGGAGUCAACCAUCGGGGCAGCCUUUUUCACUCAGGUAUUAUCAUUAAAUGAAGCCACCCUGAAAUUUGAUAUAUGGGACACAGCAGGGCAAGAACGAUAUCAUAGCUUGGCUCCUAUGUACUAUCGUGGUGCUGCUGCUGCUGUUGUGGUUUAUGACAUCACAAGCACAGAUUCAUUUGUUAAAGCCAAAAAAUGGGUUCAAGAACUGCAAAGACAAGGGAAUUCAAAUUUGGUAAUGGUAUUGGUUGCAAACAAGGCUGACUUGGUAUCUAAAAGACAGGUGGAAAAUGAGGAAGGAGAGCAAUAUGCCCAAGAGAAUGGGAUGUUUUUCAUAGAAACAUCUGCAAAAACUGCACAAAAUGUAAAUGAGCUCUUCUAUGAAAUAGCAAAGCGAUUGGCAAAAGUUUUCCCUUCACGUCCUACUGGGAUGAAUCUGCACAAUGUAAGACAAGAAAGGAGGAGAGGUUUUUUUUGUUGCUUGGGGUGACAGCGACAAGGUGAAGACGUUCGAUGUGGGUCUUCACUAAUCUGAAGCACUCUCUCUAUAUUUUUGUACAUGUAAAUACAAGCUAAUUUAUUUGAUUUCCAAAUAAUGUAAGAUAUUAUUUAUUUUAUGUAUGUCAUAGUUCUUAUGAUGACUACACUAAGUAAUCUGGCUACUCAAGUCUAGGCUUGCAUUUGGGUAUAUGUAAUUCAUGUACUGAAAUGUUGAUAUUAAAAGUCUACUUAUAAGAUCA
Messenger RNA from Macadamia integrifolia, 1852 nucleotides. RefSeq names its product ras-related protein RHN1-like. Lineage: Eukaryota; Viridiplantae; Streptophyta; Magnoliopsida; Proteales; Proteaceae. The transcript has 8 exons. The record is from RefSeq and is a predicted model, not a curated record. Gene Ontology annotation, molecular function: GTPase activity; GTP binding. The coding region runs from base 826 to 1602 and encodes 258 amino acids.